CGUCACGACGUCAUCAGCGGUCAGACUACAGAGGUAAAGAUGGUGUCUUCAGAGUAUUCGCAGCUCCGCAGUAUCUCUGCGGCUUCGGUCGUUUUUCUCGGUUUAUUCGGCUUCUUGAGCGUCUUGACCUCCGGGAGCUGCGACGAGCAGGUUCCUCUGAUCCUAUGGACCAGCGAGGGGACCGCUGCUCCUCGACAGUUUCCCCCCACAGCGGGUCACAUCGUGGGGCAGCAGCAGCUGGCGUCCUACCUGGAGAAAGCUCUGGAUGUCGGUCCCAGAAACGUGGUGCUGUUCCUGCAGGACAAGAUGAGCAUCGAGGACUUCACCAUGUACGGAGGAGCUUUUGGGAACAAGCAGGACAGCGUCUUUCCAAACCUGGAGGGAGCUCUCACCUCCUCGUCCUCCCCCCUGGUGUUACCUGCCGUGUCCUGGCCCGCCUCCAACGCUGUGAUUGGUCAGCUCCAGGACCAGCUGGAGACGUCCCCCCUGUACAUGGACCCAGAGACGCUGAGCCAACUGAGGCUCAACGCCUCGUCUCCGGCCCUGCUGGUGUUCAGGCUGCCCUACGGCAUCGGGGCUGAUCUGAUGUCUGCUAAAGAGGUUCUCGGUGGAAACGACGAGGUGAUCGGUCAGGUGUUGAGCAUCAUGAAGACUCAGGCGGUUCCGUACACGGCCAUCUACACGGCCCUGCGGCCCUCCAGGGAGGCGGCGUCUCUGUCCAUGGAGGCCGGUCUGGGAGGAGGUCGAUCUCUGCUUCAGGCCAGAGGAGGAUACCGGGAGAGAGAGAAGGAGCGAGAGAGGCAGCGGAAGAUGAUGGAGAAGUCCAAAGUCUACGCUCCGGUAGAGUUCAAGAAGGAUGACAGCUCCUGCAUCCUGCUCUGGGCCAGAGGUUUGUCCGUCAGCAUCCUGAGGAACCGCGAGUGGGAGGAACACGAUCUGACCCCGUCCACAUUCGGAGACUCAGCCAGCGUCAAGCUGCACGGAUCAGAGUGUGACAAAACCAGAGCCAGGCUGGUUCUGAACUAUGAGAAAGUCCUCGGACACAACAGCUUCAAAGUGGUGUUUGCUAUGAGCCAGCGGUACUACAAGGUGUCGGCCCGUCGCUGGUUCACGCUGGACGCCGUGGAGCUGGAGUACGACGGCGUCAAGGCCAGGUUUAAUGGCAGCAGGAACAUCUACGCUCCCGCUGAGUAUUCCUACCGCUGCGAGUCCGUCACCAACUUCCGAUGGCCGCUGCUCUUCCCCUGGUCAUCCAAAGAUCCGGCCAUCCAGUGGAGGGUUUCCUUCAAAGACUUCCAGAUCCAGGGCUUCAACGUGAGUGGAGGCGACUUCUCGUACGCCAGCGACUGUGCCGGCUUCUUCUCUCCGGGUAUCUGGAUGGGCCUGAUGACCAGCCUCCUCAUGGUCCUGGUCCUGACCUACGGCCUCCACAUGAUCAUGCAGCUCCGCACCAUGGACCGCUUCGACGACCCCAAAGGCCCAGCCAUCUCCGUCCCCCAGACAGAGUAACGCUUCCCACAACGCUUCCACUCCCUCCACCCGUCACGCCCCACUUCCUGUCCAUCCGUGGUUGGGCAUCGUACUGAUUAGAUAAGGGAUAGAUGUCCGUUUAUACUUUCUAAUCCUGGAGCUGAGCCUCUUCUCUGUUAGCGUUUAGCUGUUCUGAAGGUGUUUCCAAAGACUCUAAAGUAUCGGACAGGUUUCAUUCAGUCGAGGCAAGUUCGAGGGCAAGUUUCUGGACAUUUUGGGCUAGUUUCAAGUUAAUUUGGACAAUUUUUCAGUCAUUUUGGCCAAAUUUUGAGUCAUUCUGGACAAGCUAGUGGUAAUUUCAGACAUGUUUUGAGUGAUUUUGGAGAGAUUUUGAGUAAACUUGGACAAGCUUCGGGCACCAUGAAAAAGACUCUUGGAGGUUAUUGACCUCCGACCAGAGCUAACUCAUACAUGGUAGCUGAAAGUAGCUUUUGGCAAAUUCAAAACUGAUUCUGGACCAGUUUGGGACUUGGGUUCAGUCUUGUUCAGUCUCCCUUGAGGCCAGUUUCAGAGUAGCUUCUGGACCGAUUUGAAACCCGUUGAUUUUGGACAGUUUUUAGACUUGAUGUAUGGUUUUAGGGCAGAAGCAAAGUACAAGAUGUCAGUAAAUGUAUCAUAGGUCAGCUGUAGUUCCUGGUUGUUCCACCAGGUGGAGCGUCUUCUUGUUUAAUUCUGUAGAGACCAGAGGAAGUGUCACUCAGACUACAGUUCAUGUUGGAAAGCAUAGAGCAUUGUGGGAAUUUAGCUAGCAACAGGCAUCAUGACAAAGACUUCUGGGAUGCUUAAUGACCUCCAACCAUAGUUCAUGAGUUUACGACAAACUGGGAGAGACUAGAGUCAUCUAUGAAGCCCACAUCUUGUGUCUGUUGACUAAAAUAAACACAAAACCAACAUGAACUAUGUUCAGUUUGUACCUGUGUGACAUCUGACAUAAAAAUAUGGUAGAAAAAAGGCUAGAAUAAGUAUUUUAAAUAUGGAAAAUGCAGUGGUUUAGCAGCGACGGGCACCAUGACAAAGACGUAUUCGGAGAUUAAUGACCUCUGACCAGAACUCAUGCAUUUGAAGUCAUGUUUGCUUUGCUCAGUUUGUGUUAUUGCCCGUCGAUUAAUAACGCUGCAGAUGAUUUAAUGGGAAAGUUAUUCAAAAUUCAUAUCCAAGGCCACAAAUUGUUACGACAGACAAAAAUUAGUCGAGUCAAUGACUCAAAACUUCUCCAAAAUUAGAUGAAAAUGUUUUCAAAAUGAUUGAGAAUUUGUCCAAAACUGAUCAAAGCAUCUUAGUUUGUCCAGGAAGACUCAGAACUCAUCCAAAAACGAGCAAAUAUUGUCCUAAAUGACUCAAACGUUGUCUAAAGUGACCCUCUAAAAUGUGUGAGUCACGAUUUGAACUCACCAAAUGUUCUGCUGUAAGAGUCAACACAAGAGUCUUCGUGCACUGCCAGCAUCAGGAACUGAACACCCAGUGGAUAACUGGAAUUAUUGAUGUUGAUGGAACUCAAAUGUCUCCAAAAUGAAACUAUUCAAUAUUCGCAUCCCUGGCCAAAAUUGUGACGACAGACAAACAAAAAUGAAUCAGAUUGAAGUUCUGGCAGAUUAAUAAACACUUUGAUCUGAGACUUCUCACAGAUGGAAUCACCUGAAAUGUCUUUAUUUUGCAGUACGAUUUGGAAAUCCCUUCAGAACAUCCUCAGAUAUUCUAAGUGAGUUGUUAAAGUAACGCUAACUGAUAAGAGGAGCUAGCCACAGUCAGUUUUCAGGCUAAUGUAACAUAAAAAGGAGGCGUACAGCGAUGCAAAUAGGGACGAAUAUAUCUUGUGAAAUGAAUUAUGAGAUGCUAUUUAUCGGUGAAAAUGCUGUAAUUGAACGUGUUUACAUUUUGUUUGUGAGUAGAUAGGUGAGAUGUAGCUGCUGAAUGAAGGGAACACACCUGGUUUAUGGACCACAGGUAAAUCCAUCACAUUCCAUCCAGUCCAGUAAACCUUUGUUUUCCAAACAUGACCGAUAAUUUGUUUUUUUGAAACAUGAAUAUUGUAUUUAUUUCUCAAGUGGAGCUCUUAAAACUGAUGUGCACUGAAGAACUCUCAAUGUGAACUUUUCUGUUUGUUAAUUUAUUUUGUGGUCAUGACUUGUAGUGGAUGUCAUUGAUGUGUGGUCCUGUGUCGUGAUGCUGCUGUGACCCAAUAAAACGUCUGAAGACCCAGA
Messenger RNA from Acanthochromis polyacanthus (spiny chromis), 3731 nucleotides. RefSeq names its product ATPase H+ transporting accessory protein 1a (gene atp6ap1a). Gene Ontology annotation, cellular component: proton-transporting V-type ATPase complex. The record is from RefSeq and is a predicted model, not a curated record. Lineage: Eukaryota; Metazoa; Chordata; Actinopteri; Pomacentridae. The coding region runs from base 40 to 1509 and encodes 489 amino acids. The transcript is spliced from 11 exons.